This is a messenger RNA of Penicillium pulvis, 450 nucleotides long. RefSeq lists its product as uncharacterized. The record is from RefSeq and is a predicted model, not a curated record. Bases 1 to 450 code for a protein of 149 amino acids. The transcript has a single exon. NCBI's taxonomy places the organism in Eukaryota, Fungi, Ascomycota, Eurotiomycetes, Eurotiales, Aspergillaceae.
AUGUUUGCGGUCCAAUUUGACGCCGCGGGUAUCUACCUCGUCGGUACGCCGAGAGAACAAUUCCACGUCUCCUUCGAAGAAAUGAUAGCUUUCAAGGCAGGCAUCAUCGGUCUCCUGGAAUAUGGUGUCACAUGGAAGGUAUCGAAAGCAGUUGCAAGCCGAAUAAGACAUCGACUAUGGAACCGUGCUGAAACAGCCAUGGAGACACAACCCGCACUGUGGAUUGACAACUCGGGACCUGCGUUAUAUGAGAUCCGCCAUGGGAUAGAGUCAAUUCUCGUUACUCCACAGGACUUGGAGUGUUCUCGGUUCGGCAGGGCGAUUAAAAGAUAUUGGGAUAUGGGGAUGACCGAGCCUAGCACGCGAUCUACUAUACAGAUGCUGCUCGAGGCAUUCUUUAUUGGCCUUUGGAGGAAUGUGCUUCGCAAACUGAAGUUCAAGAAGUAUUGA